AUGGCUUGUUGCAUGGGUGGAAAGAGCAGCGCGGCGAAGCCCGCCGCCGCUGGUAACAAGAAGUCCUCUGAGGUAGACAAGUCUUUGGCCAUGUUCCGGGCGAGCCUGAAGCAGGCCGCAGCCGACAACGUGUUCGAAUCCUCCGUCGAGGGUUCGUACGCGGCCGCCGGCAAGAAGGGCCCCGCGGGCGAGGGCGAGGCGCGGGAGUCGGCCGCCGAAGCGAUGCAGGAUCGCACCUUUUACCGCGAGCCGCCGAAGCCCCAGAACUUCCUGCCCAGCGCCUCCGCGACGAACACGAAGCCCGCCUCCCCGAAAAACGCCGCCGCGGACGCUGCGCCCGCGGCCGCUGACGAGGCUCCCAAGCCGGAGACCGCGGAAGCGCCGGCAAAGAAGGACGAGGAGGCUCCGUCCAAAACAUCGUCUAAAUCGAACCCGGGCAGCCCCUCCUGGAAGCUCGUGAACACCAGCAUCACGGAGAAAAAGGAGUACUUCGGCGCCAAUCUCGGCAUGGAGGCCACCGCGGAGACCAUUCCGCAGUCCCAGAUGCCGGCGGCGGACGGAAGCGCAGAAGUGCCCCAAUCCGGCACGGCAGACGUCGAGGACGUGAAGGUUGAGGUCGAGACCCCCGAACCCGCCGCGGUGCCGGCGCCCGUGGAGUUGACCGCCGAACAGAUCGCAAAGAACGCCGCCAUCGAGGAAAAGCAGGCCACCUCGAAAAAGCGCGCACUGGAGGAGUUGAAGUCUACUACGAGCGAGUUCGUUGACCAGGAUGUGGUCGCGUAUCCCGCGCCUGCAGCGGGGGAAGAAUCUUCGGCCCAACCCGCAAGCAAGGCUCCGGAGCCCUCCGCGAAGAAGCAGAAAAUCAAAACCGCGGUCUCCGCCCUGGACGAGCAGGUUGCCAUAUGCACUGCAGACAUGUCUGGGUCGUCUGGAAAGAAUGUGAGAUUUGUAUUGCUGAAGUCACAUACCCCUGAACUUUGUGAUGCAUGUUGUGGAAUGGCGCCAACCCUCUGCGGUCAUGCGAAAAUGCAGCCUCUCAUGCGGGUAACGCGCGACUGAGCCGCUCAGAAAUUUCUCAUGCGUGGCUGCGUACUAUUGGAAUCAGUUGUUUGUGACGCAUGUAUUAGCAUCACAAGUUUCCCGACGUCCAGGGAUAUUUUCACUUGAUACGCCAGCAAGGUGAAGAAGGCCAUGAGCGCCGAGGAGAACAACGUGCCGUUGUUAUCCUGAGUAAAAACGUACCCACACCAGAGUUGUAAUGCAGAUUUGCAAAGACAGGAAGACUUGUAAUCAUGCGCAUCCCCAUGAUAGCCAUUUCCAGUCGUGUUUUGGAAGUUGUGAUGCUGUGAACAGGAUGAGCAGAUGAAUCUGUGACGCGGCUGCACUUGCUAACCUGCACUACACUGCAUAGCGCAACUUAUAAUGCGUGACGCACAAAACUCCUAGGUUUGUGUUGCAAAAUCCCCAUCCUGACUCUGGUAUGGGUACGCUUUUACUCAGGAUAGUUGUCUGCGGCGCAAAUGCAGGAGAUGCUGGCGGAAGAACCGAUUUCCGCGCUGGACAGCCCGGAAAUGAUCAAGAACAAGAAGAAAAACCGCCGGAUCCCGCACCCCCACCACCAGCGUCCGCACUUCCGCGCCUACACUACCGGGAAGAAGGCGUAGAGGAAGGAAAGGUUAAGGUAUUGAUGUGAAAUUUUCUUUUCAAUAAAUAUCUUCGUCGUGUAGCUGAAGUUGAUGUUUUCUUGUUCUACACGUGGACGCAGCUGCAGCUAGUCGUUGUUCCAUUUCGAAAAAUUCGCAAGAACAUGAACAAUGAGACGAACGAAACCACCACUCACUCAUCUUCCCAGCGUAAGGACACGAAGAUAGACUCUUUCGAUUUUCCAACAUCUGAAAAAUAGAUUACCACGAUGAAAUAUAUAACAGGUACACGAGGCGUUUUUGGAACAAGAAGCAAAAGAGCACACAACACAAGAACUCAAGACUCACUUCUUUAUCCAGUCAUGUAGAACUAAAGGUGUUGUCAGGAGCGGCACACCUUUUGUCCAACGCGACGGCUGCAGAGGAACACAGGGAGACUUCCGAAAGCUUAACUUUUUCGAUAUUUCAACAAGUACUGUAUCAAAACUUUUUCGAUUCUGUAUCACGAGCUAAAUUUUCGAUUCUGUAUCAUGCACAGCUAAGUAAACGAACGCGAUUUCGAUAUUUUUCAGUCAUACAACAUCUCACAGUCACAUGAUAGGAUUUCAGCAGAUUUAUAUUUUUCAACGAGGGUUACUAGGUUACACGAAAGCAAGAACAAAUGCAAAUCAGAUUAUCAGAAGUUUUUACAGUUGCACAGCACAGCACAGGCUUUUUAUGUUCAGUACUACGCCCCCAUAAGUAGUGGACCUCUGCUGGGGAAGACGAAGUUCUCUUCACCAGCAAAUUAUACAAGCUACUCAAGCUAGCACUCCUGCUUGCACCCAGAAUGUCAUUCUGUUUGUGCAUCCAUAGUCCAAUGUUAUACCCCGAUUUCUGUUUCUUCCCCGAACAACUUUCGAACCCUGGGAAAUCAAUAUAGUCUGAUCAACAUGUUUUGCAUUUUUUCAACAAACAAUGGGAAGAACUCAGUUCGAUCCUUGCUUGUUGUAUUGUGUCCACAAAAUCAUAAAUCACCCGAACCCCGCGGGGUAUCCCCCACUUUAGUUCCUACUUGGAAUUUAUUCCAAUCUGAAACCUCAUUUGGCAACAGGCGACGCACAAAUGCACACUGAAACACUAUCGAAUGGGAAGGAAAACUAUCGACUUUGACGGGAGGAUCACAUUGUUUACGCGACGGGGACCGAUCGCGAUUUCCGUGACACAAGUUAUGUCAAUAUUAUCGCCUUACACACCAAAUCUUGUUCC
Messenger RNA from Amoebophrya sp. A120, 2891 nucleotides. The record is from the annotation of a GenBank genome assembly. Lineage: Eukaryota; Dinophyceae; Syndiniales; Amoebophryaceae.